This is a messenger RNA of Cololabis saira (Pacific saury), 356 nucleotides long. It is a transcript of the gene cmc4, whose product is annotated as C-x(9)-C motif containing 4 homolog (S. cerevisiae). The record is from RefSeq and is a predicted model, not a curated record. The transcript has 3 exons. Bases 105 to 299 code for a protein of 64 amino acids. Gene Ontology annotation, cellular component: mitochondrial intermembrane space. Lineage: Eukaryota; Metazoa; Chordata; Actinopteri; Beloniformes; Belonidae.
AAACAAUGCCCCAGAGCAGGAAGUAGCAGGAAGCGCUAACAACAUUGGACAUCGACCUCUCAUGUAGAUAAAACGCCUGUGUCUCCAUCGUCUACCUACAAAAAAUGCCACAGAAAGAUCCGUGUCAGAAGCAAGCAUGUGCCAUUCAAAAGUGUCUACAAGCUAACAAGUACGUGGAGACUUUGUGCGAAGAUGUGAUCCAGGAGAUGAGACGGUGCUGUGAAACUGCGACUGGACACUCCGUCUGCUGCUCCGGUUUCAAAGACCCCAAACAAACGGAGACCAAGAAAAACGCGUAGCUGACAUGGUGUGAGGUUUAUUUAAUGGAAAUAAUAAUGCAAAGCAACAUUGCAUUG